AUGGAAUGCAGCAAGUGUUUCGUUGGCACCAACAAAACACUUACGACUAAGAUAUUUGUUUCUCUCAGAGUCGCAUCCAACUCCCUCGCACCCACUCCCACCCCCACCCCCCGUCCCAAUGCAUUUACUCGCAUACUACAGUACCAUGCCUAA
Chondrus crispus (carragheen) is the source of this 153-nucleotide messenger RNA. RefSeq lists its product as hypothetical. The record is from RefSeq and is a predicted model, not a curated record. Bases 1 to 153 code for a protein of 50 amino acids. Lineage: Eukaryota; Rhodophyta; Florideophyceae; Gigartinales; Gigartinaceae. The transcript has a single exon.